Molecule: messenger RNA, 1056 nt
Organism: Clonostachys rhizophaga
Lineage: Eukaryota; Fungi; Ascomycota; Sordariomycetes; Hypocreales; Bionectriaceae
Source: the annotation of a GenBank genome assembly
AUGCGUUCUCUCGCUACUCAAAAAUUUGGCAAACCAGAAAACUACGAGAUCCUCGAUCUCCCUCAACCAGAGCUCACGCGCCCAGAUGAAAUCUUAAUCAAGGUCCACGCAUCGUCAAUUAAUCCAGUUGAUGUCAAGCUAGCCACUGGAAUGGGCAAGAAUCUUCUUCCCUGCCCACUUCCUUUCAAACUUGGAUACGACGUCUCCGGAACCGUAGUAGCCGUCGGCAAGGAUGUCCCCUCUACUCUUCAACCAGGCAUUGAGGUCUACAGCCGUGUCAAGGAGGAGUACCGAGGCACGGCGUCCGAGUUUGCGAUAUCUACAGUGGAUGCCACCUCCCCUAAGCCCAAAUCCCUUACCCAUAUCGAAGCGGCAUCUCUACCCCUUGCUUCGUUGACCGCCCUGCAGGUCCUUGACAGAGCGGACAAGCAAUUGGUCGGGGGGCUCAAGGGCAAAACCGUCUUCAUCCCGGCAGGUCUGUCAGGAGUAGGCAGCACGGCAAUCCAGCUGGCCAAGCGGGUCUUCCAAGCAGGAAAAGUCAUCACCACUCUCUCAACUAGCAAGAUUGCUCAGGCAGAUGGUCUCCUUGGCGCAGAUGUCAUCGAUGUCGCCAUCGACUACACGAAGGACAACUAUGCCACAACGAUCGAGGCAGGUUCAUUAGAUUUCAUGUUUGACAUCACCAAUCAAUCAAUGGGAAGUCUUCACCUCAUGAAGAAAGGGGGCCUGAUUCUUACCAUUGCUGGAGCUCCUUUUGGCGAGAUGCUCAAGGUCAUGACGAGUCUGCCCACGGUAGUCAGAUAUGGCCUGACAGCCUUUGGAUCCUGGCGCCAGUUCAGGGCAGGCAGAUAUAAUGUCGGCUUCGACCACAUCCCCAUGCACCCGAGUGCAGAAGACCUCGCGAGGUUGGGGCAGUGGGUGGAUCAAGGAAAGCUCAGAACCGUGGUGGGUAGGGUAGCAAAGUUGAGGGACGUGGAUGCGGUUCUACAAGGAUGCCAGGAGGUGUUCAGUGGCAAGGGAGGCAUCGGCAAGUUUGUCAUUGAGGUGGAACAGUAA